Messenger RNA from Aricia agestis (brown argus), 2325 nucleotides. RefSeq lists its product as uncharacterized. The coding region runs from base 40 to 1719 and encodes 559 amino acids. NCBI's taxonomy places the organism in Eukaryota, Metazoa, Arthropoda, Insecta, Lepidoptera, Lycaenidae. The transcript is spliced from 3 exons. The record is from RefSeq and is a predicted model, not a curated record.
GGUCAUGCGUUGUUUUAAUCGUGAUAGAGUUCUCGAGAAAUGAGCGUUUCUCUGAAAUGUUUAGUUUUACUUGUCAUGAGUUUCACUCUGGAUUCCUUGAAGGCUAGUGACUUGGACGAUGUUAUUUCUGAAUUGUAUGAACACUAUAAAGACGCUAUGGUUGAUGAAAACUACACUUUCUCACGUCGAGUGUUUAAAAGAAACAAACAGUAUGAACUACAUGUUCAGAAGUUAAAAGAAGUGAACGGGUUAAAAUACCAUAAUCUAGUAUUAAGAGAAAAGAUUAGAAAUGAUCCUAAUGAAUAUAUCUACAUAAGCAAUCCUCUCGAAUCUAAAAUGCCUAAAGCGUUUCUUACUAUUGAAGAAUUUAAACAGGAACUGACGAAUAGAAUAGUACGUCAGAGAUUAACAACAACUUUAAAAACCACAUUGUCUAAAAUACUGAAAGUCAAAAUCAAUCGAAACAAACGUACACAGUUACCUCGAUAUACAAAGAAAGAAACAAGCAGUCCAAUUAAAUCGACGAUCAGUGGCACGCCUGUUGAAGUAAAUAAAUAUAGUAAUAAAACAAAAUUGAAAAAUAACAGAUUUUAUCCAACAAAUAAGCACCUAAAAGCUUUGACGAAUUCAAAUACGUUAACAAACAUUAAUAUGAAAACAAAAAAUACACUAAGAAGAAAAACAACUAUUCAAAGUAUGACUCCGAAAAAUAUAACGAUUAAUAGGCAUACACCAGCAACAAAAUUUAGAUAUUUUAAAAACGCCAUAAUGAGAAAGCUGACAACUUCGACUAGAACACCAGUAUUAAAGUCUAUUUACACAAAUAAAACUACAGUUAAGUUAAUUACAACAAAUCUGCCUAAAGAGAAAUCAACAUUCAAAGACUCUGAUACAACUACACGUGUAACGCUAAGAAAUAAUUCUACAACCAAAGAAAAGUUAUUAACUAUAACUUCUGUGGGUGCGACUACAGAAGAUGCCUCAACUAUCGUACAUAUAACAUCCAAAAAUGAUUUAACGACAGAAACAGUAGCUACGUCUAAAGAAAUAUCCAGAAAAGAUCUAAUUUUAAACAAUACAACUACAGAAGAAACGAAUACUUUGCAUUUAACAUCAAAACGAGAAGUUUCUACGACAGAUAAGUUUACCUCCGCCACAGAUAUAUCAUUAAAAGGCCCAAAAUCUGAAGAUACAACAAUAGAAGAAUUAAAGCGAGCUUCGACAACUCAUACAAAUGAAAUUUUUAAAAGAGAAACCACUUUUGAAGACUCAAAUAUAGAAAAGGUUACAACCACACAUAAUAAUAUAACAAUAACAAAUGAAUUUAAUGACAAUUUAGGCAACAAACUUUUGGCAACACCACAAGGAAUAUCCCGAAAUGAUUCCAACUUAGAUAAUAUUUUUGAAAUUUUGUCGGUGCCAAAAGAAAUGUUUGGAAAAGAAUCAGCUUUUGAGAAUACAACUAUAAACAAGUGGACAACUCCCGAAUCGUCUACAAAAAAUCUGAAGUCCUUGCUUCGCUUCGCAGAUGCAAUGAUGAAAAGCUAUAAGCCUGCAAAAAGAACUCCGAGACGCAAGAAAAAAGUUCGACUCGUUGAAACAACUAUAAAAUAUACGACCAAAUAUAAGCGUUUAGAACGUCCACUGGUGUUUAUGGGAGGCUAUGAACAAUCGAUGAAUAAAUACGCCAAAGAUGUUAACGUGAUUGAAUUUAAAUAAUAAUAAAGAUCAACUUCCUCACCUUAUGUUACCGUAACAAACAAAAUCCAAGUUAUUGCGAGCGCAAUAACUCGAGCAAUCUUCAACUGUUCGUUAACAUCACUUUAACAGUAGGUUCACAUAAAAAGCGGCUUCGCCUCAAAUUUUUACUUCGAAUACGUAAAAUAUUCCCGCCGAACUAAAUGUCAAACUGUCAAACGCGCGAACAUUGUGCCUCUGCUUCAGAAUAAAGGCACCACUUCACUGAUUACAAAACACAAUCUCACGUGGAAAUGUGACUGUAGUGCUCGCUUAUACCUUUAUGGUUGUGAAGGGCCGUCGCCGAGACGGCUCUAUCGGGCGCGGUAGGAGGGAGAGGGACGGCUAUACGUCGUCCCGACCCCCGUUGUAAGCCGCUUACUGCAUUAGAACUGCUCAUUUGCGCAAAAGAGAUGUGUAGCUUUCGUCCGUGCUCUUGUUUUAAUAUGUGCGCCGCCCAUUUCUCUUUAUCCCGCGAUGGUGGGGCGAAGUUAGACAGUUUUAAAUUAACUGUUGUAAUAAAAUUAUAUUUCGUAGGAGUUGUCUCUGAAAAUGACAUGUAUUUGAUUAAAUAAAUUAAUAAAGCGA